AGUUUAAUUAGGCAGCAGGUGUGACACAGACGCAGGUGACAGCAUGAGUCACCGCCGAAAGAAGAACCUCUGUCUGAGCUCCAGGUGUACCUAAUAAUGUGGCCUGCUCCUGGGUGGAAUUUUAUUUUGACGCUGAGAUCUGAGCACUUCCUCCUCCUGCUGAUCCAGUCCAGCUGGUUCCUGGUUUGUGCCUCCUGUGAGCCGUGACGUGGGAGAACCUGCUGAACCCGUCUGACCCCGCCCACCUGCUCCAGGUGACAGCGUCAGCUCACAUGGAGCGCGGUCGUCUUUAUAAAUGCUCGUUUCAUCCUCUCGAUCCUUUCAUUCCCUUGGCCGACAUUUUGAUUGGAUAAAAUGAAAGUGUUCUGCUCAUUUCCUGCUUAUAUUCUUAGAGCAGCUUUGCAUGAUUCACUGCUCAGAAUAAUCUUUCUUUGUCUUAUGCUGGGCCUCAUGCAGCCCCUCCCUCCAUCCUCGGUCUCAAACACGUUGUUUUCAAGCCCUCACUCCAAAAAGACUACUGUCUUUUCUGCUUGGCCAGCUUCUGGAAGCCUGCAGAGGGGCAGCACUCAGUGCCCAUGAGCUGUACUGUCUGAGCUUUAGAGAUUUCUACAGGUUUGUGUUCCUGGACACAAAGAAGUGAAACGUGCCCUGAGAGGAAAAUCACCUGGAUUGAAGUUAUGUUUGCUGGACAGAUAAAUUCAGACCAUUUUGAAAGCUCUCACUGACUCGUGGUUCGUACAUGUGAGCGUCCCCCAAAGAGCCGUUAAGAGCAGGAAGAGCAAUAAACACCAGUUUAUUGAUUUGUGUGUGUGUGUGUACACACAGCCGUGGUUUCUAAGCCCGUCCUGUGAGGCUGAUGGAGUCCUCGGGCUCUCACGCCAGCGACCAGCGUUCAGCUCUCACACUGACCAUUAAUUACACAUCUAAUCAUAAAAGUACAGAAAGUAGUUUAAGGGUGGUGUAGUACGGUGGCUCUGAGGUGAUAAAGAACACUUCCCUUCCUUGAAAACGAUGGAUCACAUUCCCGGUUUUGCGUGUGUCCAGUUCCCGGUGUGAAGGUCCCUCCCUGAGCCUGGUUCUGCUGGAGGUUUCUUCCUGUUAAAAGGGAGUUUUUCCUUCCCACUGUCGCUAAAGUGCUUGCUCAUAGGGGGUCAUAUGAUUGUUGGGUUUUUCUCUGUAUUAUUGUCUUUACCUUACAAUCUAAGGCACCUGUGUCAGUGUGUGAGCGUGUAUCUGGUGUGUAUUCACGAGCACUGAGCAGAGGUGUGGCUCUGUGAACAGAUGUGAACAGAUGUUCAGGUCUGCUGCUGUGUUUGUAAAAAAUAAAACUGAACAUAUAUUUUUUUCACUUUGCUCGGUUUAAUCUGAGUAACUUUUUCACGGAUGCCGGGGACCGUGCCGUGAUGUGCGCGCGGUAACGUUGAACGUUAAACCUUCAGAGUCGUGGAGGCUGAAGCUGCGGUCACAGGAGUCACUGCCGCCGUGGGUUCUGGGAGUUGGAGGAAGUAAUGAAAGUGUAAUAUUGGGGGAGGAGGAGGGCUAACAGCGGCGGAUUUUCGCCCCACAGGGUGGGAAUGAGGCCACGCGUGGUGAAUUCACAGAAAGCUCAGUGCGGAAAUGAGGAAAACUUACCGCAGCCACAGAGCGAUGAGGAGCUGGAGGAGGUGACGUAGGGCCGUGUGAGUGACGUCAGUCCCUGUGUGUCUCGGGGUGUGUUUGUUUGUGAGAGGAAGAGGCUGGUUGGAUUUUGGGCGGGGUCUGAGGAGAGAGAGAGGGAAGCGGAGAAAACCGAAAAACCUCCCGAUCCUCCUCCUGCUGCUCCUGCAGCACACAGACAAAAGGAGACCGGGACAACACACACGCGCACACACACACAGACUCGCACGCUCACACACAGACGGCCAGAGCGCGGCACAGACGGACGGACAGCCGGGAGGAUGGGCCGGCGGAGCGGCCGUCGGUAGCGCUCUGAUUUCGGGGACGGAGCUCCAGGAUGAGCGUAGCGCUGCAGGACCUCCGGAACACCAUGUCCAGCUAUAAGCGAGCGACCCUGGAGGAGGAGGAGGUGUCCGACGCGCCGGCUGAGGCGGCCUCGUCUCCUGACAGAGUGGAGGUGGGCUUCAGGAAGGGUGGUGUGGACAUCCUGGGGAGGAGGACUCAGCUGGAGGUCCUGCUCUCAGUCCUGCUGCUGGCUGCCCUCCUGGCUCUGCUGGCCUGCCUGGUGGUCCUGGGACUCGGCUUCAGCUCAGACAGUGGGCGUGGCCUGUGUCUGUCAGAGGCCUGUGUCACUGUGGCCAGUCAGAUCGUGGAGGCGAUGGACCGCAGCGCUGACCCCUGCCAGGACUUCUACCAGUUUGCCUGCGGAGGCUGGAUGAGGAAGAACCCGCUGCCUGACGGACGCUCGCGCUGGUCCACCUUCAACAGCAUCUGGGAGCAGAACCAGGCGCUGCUCAAACACCUGCUGGAGAACGGGACGUUUAACGGCAGCAGCGAAGCAGAGAGGAAGACUCAGUCCUACUACCUGUCCUGCCUCAACACCCAGAGGAUCGAAGAGCUCGGAGCUCAGCCUCUCAUAGACCUCAUCACCAAGAUUGGAGGCUGGAACAUGACGGGUCCCUGGGACAAAGACAACUUCAUGGAUGUUCUGAAGGUGGUCUCCGGUCCGUACCGAGCUCAGCCGUUCUUCAGCGUCGGAGUCAGCGCCGAUCCCAAAAACUCCAACAGCAACGUCAUUCAGGUGGACCAAUCAGGGCUCUUUCUGCCGUCCAGAGACUAUUACCUUAACAAGACAGCCAAUGAGAAGGUGUUGGUGGCGUACCUGGACUACAUGGUGGAGCUGGGGAUGCUGCUGGGGGGCGAGAGGAGCUCCACUCAGGCUCAGAUGCAACAGAUUAUGGACUUUGAGACAGCGCUUGCCAACAUCACCGUCCCACAGGACCAGCGGCGAGACGAAGAGAAGAUCUACCACAAGGUCACCAUCGCGGAGCUGCAGCUGCUGGCUCCAGCCAUCGACUGGUUGGACUACCUGUCGUCCUCUCUGUCUCCUCUGGAGCUAAACGACACUGAACCCGUCGUCCUGUAUGCCAAAGAGUACCUGCAGCAGGUGUCGGAGCUGAUCAACAAGACAGACCGCAGUCUGCUGAACAACUACAUGAUGUGGACGUUGGUUCAGAAGAGCGUUGCCAGUCUGGACCAACGCUUCGAGAACGCUCAGGACAAACUGCUGGAGAGUCUGUAUGGAACAAAGAAGUCCUGCACCCCGCGCUGGCAGACCUGCAUUGGGAACACUGACGACACCCUGGGCUUUGCGCUGGGAGCGCUGUUCGUCAAGGCAACGUUUGACAAACAAAGCAAAGAGAUCGCUGAAAAGAUGAUCAACGCCAUCCGGUCGGCGUUCAAAGAAGCGCUAGACCAACUCAGCUGGAUGGACGACCAGACGAGACAGGCUGCAAAGGACAAGGCAGAUGCAAUCUAUGACAUGAUCGGAUUCCCAGAAUUCAUCCUGGACUCCAAGGAGUUGGACGAUGUUUAUGACGGGUAUGAAGUGUCAGACGACAGCUUCUUCCAAAACAUGUUGAACUUCUACAACUUCUCUGCUCGAGUGAUGGCCGACCAGCUGAGGAAGACUCCCAACAAAGACCAGUGGAGUAUGACUCCUCCUACAGUUAAUGCCUACUACAUGCCCACUAAGAACGGCAUCGUCUUCCCUGCUGGGAUCCUGCAAGCUCCCUUCUACGCCCACGACCACCCCAAGGCACUGAACUUUGGUGGAAUUGGGGUGGUGAUGGGCCACGAGCUCACGCAUGCCUUUGAUGAUCAGGGUCGUGAGUAUGAUAAAGAGGGAAACUUGAGGCCGUGGUGGCAGAACUCGUCCGUGGAGGCGUUUCGUCAGCGGACCGAGUGUAUGGUGGAUCAGUACGGCCACUACACCGUCAACGGCGAACACAUCAACGGAAAACAGACACUCGGAGAAAACAUCGCUGACAACGGGGGGCUAAAGGCCGCGUAUCACGCCUAUCGGUCAUGGAUCCAGGGAAACGGAGAUGAGAAAAGACUUCCUGCUGUCAACCUGACCAAUGACCAGCUCUUCUUCGUUGGAUUUGCCCAGGUGUGGUGCUCAGUUCGGACACCAGAGAGCGCUCACGAGGGCCUGGUGACCGACCCCCACAGUCCUCCCCGAUACAGAGUCAUCGGCACGCUCGCCAACUCUCCGGACUUCAGCCGCCACUUUAACUGCCCUGAAGGGACACCCAUGAAUACGGGGAAGCGCUGCGAAGUCUGGUAGUCAGACUUGAAAGGACCAGCUCGGGGUGGUGCAGGAAUGGGGGGGGGGGGG
This is a messenger RNA of Oreochromis aureus, 4336 nucleotides long. It is a transcript of the gene ece2b, whose product is annotated as endothelin converting enzyme 2b. Gene Ontology annotation, biological process: protein processing. The record is from RefSeq and is a predicted model, not a curated record. Gene Ontology annotation, molecular function: metalloendopeptidase activity. The transcript has 19 exons. Gene Ontology annotation, cellular component: plasma membrane. Lineage: Eukaryota; Metazoa; Chordata; Actinopteri; Cichliformes; Cichlidae. The coding region runs from base 1994 to 4285 and encodes 763 amino acids.